Austrofundulus limnaeus is the source of this 3295-nucleotide messenger RNA. It is a transcript of the gene nadkb, whose product is annotated as NAD kinase b. The record is from RefSeq and is a predicted model, not a curated record. The transcript has 12 exons. The coding region runs from base 115 to 1590 and encodes 491 amino acids. Lineage: Eukaryota; Metazoa; Chordata; Actinopteri; Cyprinodontiformes; Rivulidae. Gene Ontology annotation, biological process: NADP+ biosynthetic process; NAD+ metabolic process. Gene Ontology annotation, molecular function: NAD+ kinase activity.
GACGUCACUUCCCCCCACUGUUCAUUCACUGGUCUGUAAUCUGUUAUGUGUGUAUUUUUAACGAUUGCCUUUUAACACUCCUCGAGUUUUGUCCUACCAGAGCCGAACUUUCAGAUGGAGAAUUCAGAGACGAAUAUUUCAUCGAGGUCCCUUUCACUUCCGGACAGAGGCAUGUCGAGACCCUCGAGCUCUUCCAACCAGCCGUCAGAAGCGCCGAGAUCUUCCAAAAACAAGGAGCACCCAUCCAGGUCACCGAGGAGACGACGGGAGGGGAAACGGUCUCAGCGGCGGGGGGACGAUCACGAACAGCUGCUGUGGGAGAUGGAGCGCCGCAGGUUGCCAGGCCAACACGAGCACUUGGAGCCCUCUGGUUCGUCGUGCGACGCAGCGGAAAGCUCUCCUAAGAGAAGAGCCCACUUCCUACAUGGACCGUAUCCAGCCACUCACUUUGGACCCAAAGCCUGCAUUCUUCCCAACCCAACCUCUGUGAUGCACAUCCAGGACCCCGCCAGCCAGAGGCUCACCUGGAACAAACCUCCGGUCAACGUUCUCGUCAUCCGGAAGAUCAGAGACGACAGCCUGGUCGAGCCUUUCAAAGAGCUCUGCAGCUUUCUGGUGGAGGAGAAGCAGAUGAUGGUGUACGUGGAGCGCAGAGUCGCCGACGAUGUCACGCUGUCGAAGGACGAGGCCUUCGGCUCCAUCCGCAAUCAGCUCUGCACCUUCAGAGAGGGGUACGAUGAUAUCUCUGACUGCAUCGACCUCAUCAUCUGUCUGGGGGGUGAUGGGACUUUGCUCUACGCCUCCUCUCUUUUCCAGGGCAGCGUCCCACCGGUUAUGGCCUUCCACCUGGGCUCCUUAGGAUUUCUGACCCCCUUCAAGUUCGAGUCCUACAAGACUGAAGUCACCAAAGUGCUGGAAGGCAACGCGGCCAUCACCCUGCGCAGCCGCCUGAAGGUGAAGGUGGUGAAGGACAUGCUUCAGAGGACCGGACAGCAGCCCGGCAGCAGGGACGCCCAGCUGGAGUCUAACGGACUCCUCCCUCACGGACACACCAACAGCGAAGCCGGCAAGGUGACCCUGCAGCUGCAGGUGCUGAAUGAAGUGGUGGUGGAUCGAGGCCCGUCCUCCUACUUGUCCAACGUGGACCUGUACCUGGAUGGACGUCUCAUUACUUCAGUGCAGGGAGACGGUGUGAUCGUGUCCACGCCCACGGGGAGCACGGCGUACGCAGCUGCAGCAGGAGCCUCCAUGAUCCACCCUAACGUCCCCGCCAUCAUGGUCACGCCCAUCUGUCCACACUCACUCUCAUUCAGGCCCAUCGUGGUCCCUGCUGGAGUGGAACUAAUGAUCACCUUGUCUCCUGACGCAAGAAACAACGUCUGGGUGUCGUUUGACGGCAGGAGGAGACAAGAGAUCCAACAUGGAGACUGUAUUAAGAUCACCACGUCUUGUUACCCGGUUCCGUCCAUCUGUUGCCACGACCUGGUGUACGACUGGUUUGAGAGCCUGGCUCAGUGUUUGCACUGGAACGUCCGUAAGAAGCAGGCUCGGCUCACUGACGUGUCCGACUCGUCAGACACGGAAAACUGAAGCCUCACCUGCGUUUUUUUGUUUUCCCCCCAUUAUUAAGAUGUUCGGGGGAUCCAGUUUGUUCAGAAAUGAGAUGAAGAUCGGACUGUGAUGGAGUCAAGUCAGCACAUAAUCACUUGUUUAAAGAGCUCGUUACACGUGUUUUAUGGACUAAAUGCAGAAAAAGCAUGUUUCUCCUGCAGAGAAAAAUAAUAAUGCAUAGUGAACCCAUAGCUUUUCAUCAUUAACCUGUAGGCUGCAUCACUUUCAUCACAUCAGGGCUUUUAAAUAGGAAAAACAUUACGUGACUUGCUCAAAUUAAAAGCGAAACCAAUUCCGACCAAUCUCAAAUCAGUCCUCAAAUGUAAAUUUGUACAUAAAGGAUUUGAGUAAAUUUAUUUGUUAUAUUUAUGUGAUGUAUUUAUUUUCAAAAUAGUUGAAAAUGUUUCUAAUUAGACGGCUGUAAUUGUUUUCUGCUGUAUAUUUUGUGAAAUUUAGACCCUUUUUGUUAGCUAAAGCUUCAGCCUUAAAGCUGAAUUCAGAUCACAUGUAGCAGAAAUCAUGACUGAGAAACUCAAAAAGACUGAAAAUAAAGCGUAACUCUUCAGAUUAUAGUUUGUUUUUGGCAGUGGGGUGUUGUCAAACCGAACACGCAGCAGUGAAAUUCUAACAGAACUUGCAGUUAAACUCACAACUUGAGUGCUGUUGUAGAUAACCUGCAAGGUAAGUGAUUUCAUCCAGCAAUAAAAUAAAAUAAGUCUGAACAGAAAGGCGCUUUCUAGGUUUUUAUUGCAAUGAUAACAUACAGAUAUAUUCCAGACAGUUUCAGUAAAUUACAGUCCAAUAACGCAGGAGACAGUCUUCAGAAUAUCGACUCGGUGAUCAAAAAGGACACAGUUCUCCACCAGAGAGAAAACAUGGAAGUUUUUUAUAUAUAUAUAUAAUUUUUUUUUCAUUUUUUCCCCCCCAGAAAUGUGCGAAGAGAAGCAGCAGCAGAGAGUAAUACUACGACACACAACAGACCGAUACUGUGCAACAGUCAGGAACAACUGGGAGAAGUGAUUUCAGUCUUUUUGUCUAAAUUGCUUUCUGGAGUAAAGUGAGACGAGACUUGAGUUUGUUACAGAGAUAAAAACUAACAAAAAUAACACAAAAAGACGAGGUGACAUGCAAGGAAGUCAGACAGCUACGAACUUAAGUUACAGUAAAAGGAGAAAAACUAAAAAUGGUCUGAGUGACAUGAAGAACAAAACGCUAAAACGAUGAGACGGCGUCACAAACCAUGUUUUUUCUAACUUCAGGUUAAUAAUUGACAGCCGUUAGUGAGAGAAAAGCAGGUGUGGCGACGCACAACCAACCACAACAGUUAAUAAUGGAAAACAUAGAAAUGUAUUUUUUUAAUCCCAGAUGCUUCAAAUAAUUGUUAAUCUCAUGAAAACAAAAAUAAACUCUGGGGAAGAAUCCUCCUCCUCCUGACACCAACAGGUUUUCUUCAGUUUCUUUUUGAGUAUUUUCUGCAUAUAUCUGAUACAACAAAAGAACUCAUAUAUAAAUGAUACAUCUGUAUGUUUUAUAUUUAAAUAUAAUCCUCGCUAUGAUUAAAAAGGCGCAUCUAAAACAUGUCUACUUUGAAGAUGAGGUGAGGGGAAACAGCUUGGACCUCGAUAACCGGACCACGGCUUCAGCUGAUCAGCGAGUGGAGCUGAAUUUAAAAAAAAAAAAAAAA